This is a messenger RNA of Prorocentrum cordatum, 697 nucleotides long. NCBI's taxonomy places the organism in Eukaryota, Dinophyceae, Prorocentrales, Prorocentraceae. The record is from the annotation of a GenBank genome assembly.
GCAUGGCUUUGGCAUCAUCGUCUGGCCCGACGGGGCCCGGUACGAGGGCCAGUGGCGGGACAACAGGGCGCACGGCGUCGGGCGCUUCACCCACUGCGACGGCGACUCAUACACGGGCGAGUGGCAGUCCAACGUUGCGCACGGCAAGGGCACGUACCACCACAAGGACCUCACCAGCUAUCGUGGCGAGUGGGCUUGCGACGUGCAGGAGUGGGAGAGCCCCCUUCUGCGGACCAAUGAGGGACAUGGGGUGGAGACGUGGGCGGAGGGCACCCGCUACGAGGGCCGGUUCCGCAGCGGACAGAAGGAGGGCCACGGCAUCUACUUCUGGCCAGACGGCUCCCAGUACCGUGGCGCCUGGAGGGCGAACACCAUCGACGGGCCUGGCGUCUACACCGGGUGCGACGGCCGCACAUACCGGGGCACGUGGCGGGACUCCGUGAUCCACGGCCGCGGCACCUACGCCUGGCCGAACGGCCGCGAGUAUUCCGGGGAGUACCAGUUCGACCAGAAGGAAGGCUUCGGGGUGUUCAGGUGGCCAGACGGCAAGAGGUUCGAAGGCUUCUGGUCGAACGGGCAGCAGCACGGGCACGGCCGCUCGGUGCUGAAGGACGGCACCGUGAGGGCGGCCGUGUGGCGCGACGGGAGGCACGUCGGCCUGCUCCAGCAGAGCAUAACCGAGGACAGCCUAUCCUGA